Molecule: messenger RNA, 1695 nt
Organism: Pseudomassariella vexata
Lineage: Eukaryota; Fungi; Ascomycota; Sordariomycetes; Amphisphaeriales; Pseudomassariaceae
Exons: 2
Coding region: 1-1695 (564 amino acids)
Cellular component (GO): endoplasmic reticulum; membrane
Molecular function (GO): long-chain fatty acid-CoA ligase activity
Source: RefSeq, a predicted model, not a curated record
AUGAACCAGCUCGAUGAGGCGCUGAGCUCCCUCAUCGGCCAGUGGAAUGGCUAUUCCACUGGUUUGAUCACAGCCCUCGUGCUGAUCAUCACCUACUCUAUUAUGACGAGGGUCGAGGCGGAAAUCCACCCCAUGCUGCUUGCCCGUCAGGCUCAGGGUUCUCCGGUCCGUCAAGAAGGCGAGUCGCCAAUUUACAGAGGCAGCUCGGCACCUCAUGGUAUGCCCCUCAACAGUGGUUUAAAUGUCAAGGAGCCCGGUGCUUCAAAAUGGUCGACCGGUCGCGAUGGAGAUCUUAGAGAUAUCUGGAAAAGAUCUGUUCUCGGUACUCCUGAAGGAGAGGCGCCUAAGGGCAAGGGCAAGAUCUUGACAGUGUUGGGCAGUCAGAAGGUCAUUGAGCAUAAGCAUGACAGCAUAACUCGAGCCAUCAACCUGAUCGGUCAGCAAAUCUCUUCUCAGGGCGGCAGCAAGGUAGCCAUCUACCUCCCCAACUCGGUUGAGUUUUUGGCCACCCUGUUCGCAUGCAGCUUCUACAACCUGACUGCUAUUCUUCUCCCUUUCGAUGAGCCGGAAGAUGUCAUCGUCUCCAUGCUUCAGCGAUCUGGUGCCGACACCGUUGUGACAGCCCCUGGCGCAUUCCCCUUCGACAUCGUUGUCAAGAGCUAUCCUGCCCUGAAGCAACUCAUCUGGGUCGUCGACGAGGGUAGCAAGCACCUUGACUGGAACGAAGUGCCAAAGGGUGUGGGCGGCAGCGUCAAUGUCUCUACUUGGCAGGACAUCCUGAAUGAUGUCCCGGUUGCCGCUGGCACUGACCUGCUUUCUUAUGACGAAUCCAAGGAACCCAAUGAUGUUGUUAUCUUCUGGAAGACCAAGCCGGGGAAUCUCGAGGAGAUGGUUCGUUUGACUCAGAAAAAUCUGGUUUCCGCCGUAUCAGCUCAGCUUACGGCCGUGCCCUCUCACUCGCGCUUCUCGCCUGCUGAUCUAUUCCUCCCUGCUGCAUCUCUCUCUGACUCAUUCCCGUUGGUCCUUACUCUCGCAGCACUCUACUCCAACGCCUCUGUGGCACUGAACUCGGUCGCUGGGACGUCGUCAGACAUCGCCCUGGCAACCAUUGGCAUUGCACCCACCGUCGUUGUAGCCACUCCCGAGACAAUGCGGAAAACACAUGUCGAGACUACUGGCAAGCUGACCUCCGCCAUCGCUAGUGUUGCUCACUGGGUCCAGACUCGCAGUCUUGUGCAGAACGGUGCCAUGCCAGUGGCCUCAUUCCUCACCCAAUUCACCGACAACCUGCGGCCCAGUAUCGGCGUCACCCCUGGCAAGCUGCGUCUCCUCUACGUUGCCGACUCGGCGGGCGCAGACACCCCCACCCUCUCGGAACACACACUUUCGGACCUUCGUAUCUUCACUGGAGCCAGAGUCAUAUAUGCUCUGACAGCGGCCAAGGUCGCUGGAUCUGUCGCACAGACUCAAUACCACGAUUACCGCGUCCAUGGCGAUGGGACUGGAUCCCACUUUGGACCGCCGGUUAGCAGCGUCGAAGUCUUCCUGAGGGAUAGUGGCAGCCAUAAGACCGCUGAAGAUGGGUCGACUAUCGAAGGCCAGAUCAUAGUUCGUGGUCCCGCCGUUUCUGGUGGACUGGCAGAGCUGGGGGUAUUGGGUAAGAUCAGGGAGGAUAACACGCUAGCGUAUGUGUAG